UUUAUUUUGAUCUUUCAGCUGUGUUUCAAUUUUCACGUGCUUUUAACAUUUUGAGGUGCAGUGAUAAGUACAAUAUUAAUGUUAUUUUGAAUUAAAUACGAAAUCAAAAUUAAAAUGCAUCGUCUUAUAACUGCCAGAAAUAUAUACCACACUUCUUUUCAUGGAAUAACAUCAGUUAACAAUUCUAUUGAAAGUUUUUAUCUCACCAAAAUACAAUGUUCGUACUGCCGAAGCAUUCUUUUAGGCCAGCUCAACCCAGAAAAAAAUAUUUCUGUGAGACAUCAAUCUACAAGGACGGCUAGUAUUCUAAAGUCGCUUAAAAAGAAAGCAAAACACAAAACCUAUAGGCAAUAUGGAGAACUCCUAGCAGUUGGUGAAAAAGAAAUGACUGAAACUAAGGUAGCAAUAAAUAAGUUACAUGCUGUUCAUCUUUCCAAGCUUGCAUCUAGUUCUAUAUCUCUUGGACAACUGUAUCAGUUGACCUCAAAAACUAUAAAGGAAUCAAAUAUUUCUGAAGUAGAUACAGAAUUGCUUAAAACUGUAAGAGAUAAAAUACUAAAAAAUAACAAACCAGCUGCCAAGGAAAUCAUAUUAGAGUAUGAUGACUGUGCCCUUCUUUACACAAGUAAUAAAAUUUCGGGCUUUGAAGAUACACUCAAAAACAAACAGUACAUAGAAAUGAUAAAGGAAAGCUACUAUAAUUUCAGAAGAGCCACUAUAUAUGAUCAAAGGCUUCAAGAUCUUAGAUAUGCAAUAAGUGAAGGUCUGUCACAAGAGUUUGACAUAGAAAUUCCAAAAGCAAAUGUUAAAGAAGAAUUAUAUAAACAUAAUAUACCAAAAAGCCCUCGUGCAGUUUUUAGAGAACUAUUUAUAGAUAACAAUCUUGACAGUUAUGAUCAAGAAUUAAUGGCUCAUAUAUCCACAAUACAGUCACAUGCUAUCACACAUCCAGCACUUGAUGAAAUGUUGGAUGACUCAGUAUUACAUAAUGAAAUAUCUGACAUAAAAGAAGAUCAUGAUGCUGAAGAGAAUAUAGAAUAUGUUCCUGAAAAAAAUCAAGUGAAAAGUUUGAAAAUAAAGAAAGCCAAAGAAACCAUGAAAGCAAAAAGGAAAGCAAUGCGUGAUAAACGUCAUGCUUUGCAAGAGCUUAAUAUGAAGCAUGACAUUAAAGAACUGGAGCAGCGUGGCAAACAGGAGUCACUGCACAAGUUGCUGACUGCACAUCUACAACUGCUGUGCUCACUUCACAUGGUGCAGGAGGCACGUCAAAUAUUGCAAUAUUAUAGACAGAAGAGUUUUCGAGGGCCUGACCAUCCUAAAGUCACAGAUGUCACCAUUUACAAUAUUUUGUUGCAUGGCUAUGCUUCCAUGGGUCAGUUGGAAAAUGUGAAAGAAUUGCUGUCUUUUAUGACUGAAGGUAAAGUGGAACCUAAUGAACAAAGCUUUGCUGCCAUAUUUGAAUGUGUAGAACGUAGUGAAUUGAGUGACAAAGUGUCGAUAUUGAAAUUCUACCGAAAAUUAAUGCAAGAAAAGGCUAUUACUUUGAAUGACAUAUUAGAUAGAUCAAAAUUUCUAUAUGACCAAAGGGAACAAGUACUCAAAGCUGUGCGCAGAGUAGAACCGGGCUUUGAACCACAAUAUACACCGCCUGUAUUGGAUUACGAUUGUCCUUUGCUAGAAAAAUUGAAAUUGGAAAAUGUAAAAGCAAGAAAAGGACUGUUCCAGUCCCCCGCAGAAGGUCUUCUGUCUGUAGAAGAGACUAUUCAGAACGGGAAAGAGCAAUUGCAAAUAGAAAUCAAAGGAGAUAUAGAGGUUCAGAAUAUUAUUGUUAAAGAAGAUGUGAUACCAGAGUCGGUUAAGUUCUGUAGGAAGAAAUUGCAAGAGACAGAGAAUGAGUGGCGUGACGUCAUAAAGGAGGCGUUCAUACGUAACAUUGGAACGUUGAAGUCUCAGAGUAACGCGUCACAUUCAGCGAUCACGCUUUAUCCUUACCUCAAAGUAUUAGAGGUUGACCAAUUCGUAGAUAUAAUAAUGGACGAAAUUAGUAAAUUGGUCGAUGGUAGCGAAACAUACAGUCCGACGCUUAAGUUGUUACAGAGGGAGAUUGGUACACAAGUGUAUCAUAGAUAUCAGAUUGAGCAAUACCGUCGAAAUGGGGUAUUGAAAAAAGUCGAAGAGAUUUAUGAAAAAUAUUGCCAGUGGUUUGUACAGCGAUCUGGCACUGAGGAGCGGCCAUAUAACGCACGUCAGGCAUGGUUACAUCUGUCUCACUUGCACCGCGAUGGAGCUAGUUUGGACACCGUAGAAGCUCCGUGGCCGAUGGAGAUGCGACAGAACAUUGGAAAGUUUUUGUAUAACAUAAUCAUCAACGACGUAAAGAUCGACGUUAACAUGUUCAAGUCUAAACCUAAACAGAAAAAGUUGCCAGCGGUGUACAAAGUGCACCGUCCGUGGGGGCGUUUGGUAAGAUUGGAACUGAAGCCCCACCCGACGUUAGCUCGCCUGUGGACAGGGGCGGCGCGGCCCCGCCUCCGUAUGCGCGCCCCCCUGUUGCCCACCCGAGCGCCCCCCGCGCCCUGGAUCACGCACCGGGCCGGCGCGUACCUGCUCACACCCACACCGCUCAUCAGAAUGCCGUUCAACGUGUCGAUGCAAUGGAAGCGAUUGGAAGAAUCGCCGCCCGCAGCUUUGUUCCCGGUAUUGGAUAGCUUGAACCAAUUGGGUGAAGUACCCUGGCGCAUCAACCAACCCGUACUCGAUAUACAACUCAAAGUGUUCAGGUCUGGUGGUAAUAAGAAAUUGGACAUAGCGCCGCCGGCAUCGGCGUUGGACACAUCUACUUUCGGUGCGGAAACGGAUGCAGCCGCCGUGUUCAAGCGACGGAUCGCUAUUAGUCGUGCCAGAGCUGAAAUGCACUCGUUGUGGUGCGAUGCACUAUACAAACUGUCACUCGCAAACCAUUACAGAGACUGUAUAUUCUGGUUGCCUCAUAAUAUGGAUUUCCGUGGUCGUGUCUACGCGUGUCCGCCACACGUGUCCGCAUUGGGUGCGGACAGCGCUAGGGCUCUGCUGAAAUUUGCAAAACCACAACCUCUUGGACCGCGGGGACUUCGCUGGUUGAAACUUCAUGCUAUUAACCUUACUGGUGAAUUCAAACGACACACUAUACAGGAGAGGCUUGACCAUGCUGAAAUGAUAAUGGAUAAGAUUUUGGAUUCAGCGGACCGUCCAUUAAACGGUCAGGGGUGGUGGAUGAAAUCAGAGGAACCAUGGCAGACUCUCGCCUGUUGUAUGGAGAUAGCUAACGCCGUGCGCUCGCCUAACCCUGAGGAGUACAUGUGCUCGUUCCCGGUGCACCAGGACGGUUCAUGUAAUGGUCUGCAACAUUACGCAGCGCUGGGCGGGGACCAAGCGGGCGCCGUCGCCGUCAACCUGGCCCCCGACGACAGACCCAACGACGUGUACAGCGCUGUCGCGGCACUGGUAGAAGAAAUGCGCAAACGAGACGCCGCCGCUGGAAUUCAACCAGCGAUCAUCCUAGAGAACUUCGUGCGUCGCAAAGUGAUAAAACAAACUGUCAUGACUACCGUUUACGGCGUCACCAAGUUCGGUGCAAGGUUACAAAUUGCCAAGCAACUGAAAGACAUCGACGAUUUUCCGAAGGAGCACGUGUGGGCUUGCUCACAGUAUCUCACGGUGAAGACGUUCGAUAGCCUUCGAGAGAUGUUCACCUCCACCAAGCUCAUACAAGACUGGUUCACUGAUUGCGCCAAACUGAUAUCUGGCGUGUGCGGCGAGAGCGUCGAGUGGGUGACGCCGCUAGGGCUGCGCGUGGUGCAGCCAUACUACCGUCGCGCGUCGCCCUCGCACGCCACAUGCCGCGCGCCCCUAGAUCAACACCAACGACCGUGCACAAUGAAGCAACGUAACGCGUUCCCGCCUAACUUCAUCCACUCGCUGGACUCGUCGCACAUGAUGUUGACAGGGCUGCACUGUCAAGCUGAAGGUCUCACCUUCGUCUCCGUACAUGACUGCUUCUGGACCCAUCCAAAUACCGUCGACAUUAUGAACCAGAUAUGCCGGGAAGAGUUUGUGGCGUUACAUUCGCAACCAAUUUUGGAUGAUUUAUCAAAAUUCUUGACGGAACGAUACAGUUACUCAACAAGUGAAAUGGAAGAUCAGUCGAUAGGUGCGGCGAAUAAGAAACGAGUCAACAAUAUGCUGCAAAAGGUGCCUGAAAAAGGAACUUUCGACCUGAACAGUGUUUUGGACUCAGUAUAUUUCUUCAGCUAAAACGCCGAUACUUUUUAGAACUAUGAACUGAUAGGACAAAUGUGUCAUGUACUGAUACUAAUAAGGUUGAGUAUUGCAUUAUUAGAUGCCUAGUCUUUUUGAUAGAUAUUAGUGUGUAGGGCAACAAACGUUAGAUAGGUUUACAAAUUGUAUUUUAAUGCCUUAUACACAUGUUUGCCUUGUGUAAAGAUUUUAUAUCUUAUCCUUUCCAUUGUGUUAUGAAUUAAAAUCAACUUUUUAUUAACCAGCUCUUGAUUCUGGAUGCAAAGACUAUAGAUGAAAGGAGAUUCCUUGUUUUUUGUUGUGUAAUAUGUAUGUAGUUGACUCUUGUAGAGUACAAACAAAUUAUUAUUUGUGAUAGAGAAAUCGCUUAAAUACACUGUAGGUAUUUUAUAGUAUUCGAUUUUGUCUUGUGUUUUGUUUGUUUUCUUAGCACAAAUAAUAUAGCAAAAUGUAAUAAUAUGGUUGUCAGCAGCACUUCCUCAGUGUCAUAGUAUUACAUCAAUUUUUUAAAUACAAUAUAUUCAGAGAAAAUUUGUAGUAACACGAAGAGGACAUGCUGUUGCAAAAUGGCACCUUUUUAUUAUUUAAGCAUUUGUAAUUGAUUUUAUCGAAAUCGACUGCCCUCAUCAAAUUCCUUUUGCUUUUGAAUUUAAGUCGCCUAAAAGUGAUAACUUUUUGGCCAUAUAAACGUCUUAGGGUCGGUGCAUAUCUCACGUGAGGUCUCAUUAUCUUCGCGGAACACCAGAACUGCCGAAUGAUAUAUGACUUUCGACCUUGCACAGUCCAUGGAAAUUCUUUUACAUAUUAACGCACACUUUCGUGAAACGAUUAACGGAUCUUUAAUAAUUGUAUUGACCCUUUGCCAACUAAUUAAACAUAAAAAAAUCAUCAAUUUGAAAUAAACGGUGUCCUUAUAAUUUUUAUUUCAUUGGUCAAGUAAACUUUAAAUAAAAAUAUUCAGGUAAUGUUAAAACAAAUUAUGCAUCAAUUUCAUAGUGUACUCUAAUAAAGGUUGUUGUUUCAGAAAAUCUUUUGGUAUAUCGGUAUAUUAGUAAUAACGCUAUAUGAAAAUGACAAACCAUGAUAUUUCUUUUAACAAAACUGCCAAGGGUAUUUUAUAAUACGAGUUGUGUUAUGUAGAUUCGUUAAUAAUGAAAGUGCAAUGCCACAAAAUCUGUGAUUGUUAGUUAUAUAAAUACAAACCAAAUCAUCAUAUGCUUUGUUUCAUUUACUUAAAUUAACAAAGAAACAAACUGCCAUUAUAUUUAUAAACACAUUUAUUUCUGGUACAAAAGUAAUAUUACACGAUUACGGACGACUACAUAAAUUUGACUAGUGACGUCACGAGUGCACGAUAGCACUGAUUUUGACAGAUCACAAUUUGCUUUAUAAAUGCAAUAAUAUUUAACAAUAACAAUAAUCUACGAUAGUUUAAAACUAUUUUAAAGGACAUGUUUUUUGUUUUCCUGUUUUUAUUAAACAUAUUUGAUUGAGUGAACAGUAACAAGGUCAUAAAGUAAUCUAUUUGGCGCAUGUGCAGUCUACCUAUUCGAUUAAUAUUAUGAUAAUUAACAAGACUUUGCUUGUUAAAGUUUAAAUGUUACGUUAUGGGCUUUAUUUAUGUGCUCAAGUAUCUACAUCAUUCCAUUUGAAUUUUACCUUAACCUACAUUUUAAUAAAAAUACAUAUUAAAAAUGCUUUAAAUUCGUAUUGUUUAGAAAAAAAUAUAUUUGUUCAAAUGUAAGCAGUGAUCGUGUUUUUGCUUGUACCUUACAUUAAUCCAUCACUGUUUGGAUUCAUGUUCAUGUUAAUUUUAUCAACAUACUACCGAAUAUGAAAUAUAUUCAUCAUAAAUUAUA
This is a messenger RNA of Diatraea saccharalis (sugarcane borer), 6155 nucleotides long. The record is from the annotation of a GenBank genome assembly. NCBI's taxonomy places the organism in Eukaryota, Metazoa, Arthropoda, Insecta, Lepidoptera, Crambidae.